CGGGGUCAUUCAACCUCUCCGCCAUUUUGACUCGUAUAGCUCGACCAUCUAACUUUGACUCAAGCCUUGAGUUUGAUUUUUAAAGGAGUCAUAAUAAGCUAAUGGUAAUUCAACGUCGUUUAGUCCGUUUUUCUACAAAGUGAGGAUCAAAAUUGAGUCUUGAAACCACUUGUUAAGAGUCAGGACCAAGUCACCAGAGGAAGGACUCCUUUCUGACCACGGGACCAGUCGAGUCUACCAGGCCGACCGCCUGACGUCCAGUUCGCAUGAAGAGCCUGUCUGGAGAACCAAGCUCCAGAGAUGGCCUUCCACAGCUGACUUCAACCACUCCUGGUACCCACACGGCAGAACACAAAGGAAAGCUCUCAGUGCUGGAUCCUCACUUCUUACAAGAAGAUUUUAUUUUGUUUAUGAGCUGAAGAACUGGACUGAUGCUCAGACUUACUGCAGACAGAAAUACACAGACCUGGUGACCAUAGAGGACAUGGAGGACGUGGACGUCCUGAACAACAUGAAGGACAUGAACAGAAUGGUCUACCCAUUAUACAGCUAUGUCCAGACGUGAGGUUUGUCUUCAUAAACACCUUAAUGAACUGGACCCAGGCUCAGAGCUUCUGCAGAGACCACCACACAGACCUGGUCAGUGUGAGGAACCAGGCAGAGAACCAGAWKGUGAUGARCCUGGUCCCAGCAGAUCAAGUAGCCUGGAUCGGUCUUUACAGAGACACCUGGAAGUGGUCUGAUGGAAGCAACUCCUCCUUUAUGUUCUGGAGAAGUGUAGAACCCAACAACAAUUGGAAGAAUGAGUCCUGUGCAGCAGCAUACUUUGAAGUUUCUGGAAGAUGGGAGGACUGGGCCUGUGAUUUAAAAAGAGCUUUUAUUUGCUACGAUGUUCCUGUUUUAAAGCAGGUGGUGAAGCUGAAGCUGCUGAAAGCCUCCUCUGUGGACCUGAACGACCCGGCUGUGCUGCAGAACCUGCUGAAACAGGUAAACAGCUUCUUUAGGACUUGAUGGAAACAUGAAGGUGAAAACUUGUCAGAUCCUGGGAGGAGUUCAGCU
This is a messenger RNA of Austrofundulus limnaeus, 1059 nucleotides long. Its product is annotated as L-selectin. NCBI's taxonomy places the organism in Eukaryota, Metazoa, Chordata, Actinopteri, Cyprinodontiformes, Rivulidae. The record is from RefSeq and is a predicted model, not a curated record.